AUGGGACUUAAGUUGAACGGCAGAUAUAUUUCACUGAUCCUCGCGGUGCAAAUAGCGUACCUGGUGCAGGCCGUGAGAGCAGCGGGCAAGUGCGAUGAGGUCUUUAAGGGCUUUUCAAACUGUUUGCUCAAGCUGGGCGAAAGCGUGGCCAACUACCCGCAGGGCCUGGACGACAAGACGAACAUCAAGACCAUGUGCACAUACUGGGAGGAUUUCCACAGCUGCACGGUCACAGCCCUUACGGAUUGCCAGGAAGGGGCGAAAGAUAUAUGGGAUAAACUGAGAAAAGAAUCCAAAAACCUCAACAUCCAAGGCAGCUUAUUCGAACUCUGCGGCAGCGGCAACGGGGCGGCAGGGUCCCUGCUCCCGGCGCUCCCAGUGCUCCUGGCGUCUCUCUCCGCAGCUUUAGUGACCUGGCUUUCCUUCUGA
Pipistrellus nathusii (Nathusius's pipistrelle) is the source of this 429-nucleotide messenger RNA. The record is from the annotation of a GenBank genome assembly. NCBI's taxonomy places the organism in Eukaryota, Metazoa, Chordata, Mammalia, Chiroptera, Vespertilionidae.